AUGAAUUAAAUAUACUAAGAUAAAGCAAUAUUAUUAACAGAAUUGCAAUAAUUGAAACAAAGAAAUCUCAAAUUGGAGUUUGAGCUUAAAGAACUAUUCUAAUCUUGCAACACUAUGAGAUCUAAAUCAUCAAAAGAUAAAAUUUAUUUAUUAGAAGAAGAAUUAGAUGAUUUAAAGUAAAUUAUUUUUUUAAAAAGUCUAGAAUUUAACAUAAAAAUAUGAAAGACAGUUUUGAUUAUAAGCUUGAGCUAUUGCGUAUUCGUUUAGAAAAAGUUAAUCAAGAGAAUAAUUAAUUGAAAUUAGAAAAUUUGGAAUUAAUUUAACAGUAAAAUGAUUAAAUUUAAUAAACUCAUUCCAUUAUUUAGAUGGCAAAAUAAACCAAAGUCUUAUAAAAUUCAUAAAUUAACAAUUUUAAGGAUUAAGUAAAUAAAAUAAAAACUGUUGUUGAAUAAAAAAUUGUUAAGAAAUCUAAUAAAUCAUUAAUAAAUACAAAAAAAUGA
Molecule: messenger RNA, 500 nt
Organism: Paramecium sonneborni
Lineage: Eukaryota; Ciliophora; Oligohymenophorea; Peniculida; Parameciidae
Source: the annotation of a GenBank genome assembly